ACAUUUAAAAAGUUGAAGGAAAAGUUUUUGGAGUAUCUUCUAAGGGAGCGAGGGAAGGAGACAGAGGAAAGACCCAACUAUCAGGAUGUCAGCAGCUCACUUCAACAGGGGCCCGGCUUAUGGACUCAGCGCCGAGGUCAAGAGCAAGUUAGCUCAAAAGUACGACGUCCACAGGGAGGCCGAGCUCAGAGAAUGGAUCGAGUCCACCACGGGAAGAGCCAUUGGAAACAAGUUCAUGGACUCCCUGAAAGACGGAAUCAUCCUGUGCGAACUGAUUAACAAGCUCCAGCCCGGCUCCGUUCGGAAGAUCAACGAGUCGACGCAAAACUGGCAUCAGCUGGAAAAUAUCGGGAACUUUAUUAAAGCAAUUACGGACUAUGGAGUCAGGCAACACGAUAUAUUCGAGGCAAACGAUCUGUUUGAAAACUGCAACCUGACGCAAGUUCAGUCCACCCUCCUGGCCCUAGCCAGUGUGGCCAAGACAAAAGGCGCCAAGGUGAACUUCGGUGUGAAAUACGCCGAUCGCCAGGAGAGGAAGUUCCAGCCCGAAAAGCUUAGAGAAGGAAGAAACAUUAUUGGACUGCAGAUGGGCACCAACAAGUUUGCCAGCCAAAAAGGAAUGACGUCUUAUGGGACGCGCAGGCAUCUGUAUGACCCCAAGUUGGGCACCGAUCAGCCACUGGACCAGGCCACCAUCAGCCUGCAGAUGGGCACCAACAAGGGAGCAUCCCAGUCUGGCAUGACAGCCCCAGGUACGAAACGGCAGAUCUUCGAGCAGAAGCUUGGCAUGGAACACUGUGACAUGCAGACCAUCUCCCUACAAAUGGGAUCCAAUAAAGGGGCAUCUCAGCAGGGCAUGACUGUGUAUGGCCUUCCGCGCCAGGUCUACGAUUCCAAGUACUGCCUGGUGCCCAACUACGCCACUGUCGGAGAUGAAGAUGGAAACUACGACCACAGCCAUCAAUAUUACAACUCCGAGUAACACUGCAGCCCCUCCAUCAAUAAACCCUCGACCCUCACUCUGUGCCAGUGUGUGCCGGCAGCUGUGGCACAGAAAGGGGUUUGACGAUGCCCCAUUCUGUGCCAGUCUGUGCUUGCUGCUCUGGCAGAGGGUGGGUUAACGCUGUCCACUGUCGGUGUUUGCCCCGCUGCCCUAUGCCAGUGUGCCCGCCACCCAGGCAAAGAAUGGGCCGACUCUGCCUGUUCUGUGCCAGGGGCCAGCGCUAGAAUGCAAUGCUUCCCAUUCUACAGCUGCAGCCGUGGCAGAGAACAGGUUAACCGUGCCUGUUCUGUGCCAUCGCUUGCCCACUGCUCCGGCAGCGAAGGGUUUUGACGAUCCGUUUUUCCUGACACUAGUUUCCAGAGACUGACUGGGGAAUCGGCUGCCUGCGCAUCACUUCUGCAGAACAUCUCUCCCUUUGAAAGCUCCUCGCAGGAGAGAUGGCCUGCAGACAGUCUGAGGCUAAAUUAACCUUCAUAAGGAUGCCUGCAGAUCACUGCUCUCAUUAACUCACUACUAGGAUCCCCUAGAGAACGAUCUCGCUGUGACUGCGCAUCUACACGAGGCUGCAGAUCAUUGCACCGCCGCACCGGUUGGCAUGCUUGCAUCCACUCCCUGCAGAAUAUCCAGACCCCCCAUGCCCUCCGCAUUUAGGAAGAGGGAGUUUUCUGACCAUUGAGAGAUACGUAAACAUUCUUUUUUUUUGGCCGGCAGAUUCCAUUGUAUUCUAGAAAACUCACUUUUAAACAAUUUGAAUGCUAGAGGGGAGAAUAAAGGGUGUUUUCUGACUACAGUGGAUCAUAAUAUCCAAUAACAGGCAUGAAACUGUUAAAAAAAUAUAUAAUAAAUAACGUAAAAGGAAGCAAACCGCCUUCUGCAUGCGCAAAUAACUUAAUGCACCCCUGCCAGGUGAUGGGAGUGAUUAUAAUGCAGCUACGCCUGUUUUUGCCAGGCAUAUAAUAAACACACAUGGCAGGUACAAGAGUUAUGCUUUUUUUUGGGGGGGGGGUGUCUUUAUUGGGUCUAUGUAUUUUCGCCCCUAGCACGUAAAGAGUUAAAAUGACCCUCUUUUUCUACGUUUCACAGUUCAAUAUACUUAAUAAACCUGCAUGACGGUGUUUACAGAUUAAUGUAAUUAUUACGGAUCCGUCAGAGAUCUGCUUGCUGCUGGAGGCGGCCAUUUAAAUCCCCCUCGCCCCGAAUACAGCCCUUUCGUUUGGCGGAAGCUGAUUGGUUCUGACAGCCUAAAGAAGUAGUGCGGACGGAUACCCACAGCUGGGUUGCUGUGUGUAUAUGUAGAUUGGAUAAGAGGGCUGCAGAGCAUUGCUCCAGAUGUGGGAAUACCCGGAACGUGUUUAUUAUGGACCCUGCAGAGCAUUGCUCUGUUCUGCAGCGCUUCAUCAGCGGGGAAAAGAGUCAGAAAGUCGUCAGCAAGCGAUUUUCUGCUGCAGGCGAGCCGGAUAGCGAGGGCUCCGAGGGCUCAAGAAAUGAUGGGAAAGGGUUAAACAUUUUAGAAUAUUAAAGGGUUUUCUACUAAUAAAAAAACAAAA
Molecule: messenger RNA, 2550 nt
Organism: Spea bombifrons (plains spadefoot toad)
Lineage: Eukaryota; Metazoa; Chordata; Amphibia; Anura; Pelobatidae
Gene: CNN1
Product: calponin 1
Exons: 7
Coding region: 86-982 (298 amino acids)
Biological process (GO): actomyosin structure organization
Molecular function (GO): actin binding
Source: RefSeq, a predicted model, not a curated record